This is a messenger RNA of Eleginops maclovinus (Patagonian blennie), 3506 nucleotides long. RefSeq names its product neurocalcin-delta A. NCBI's taxonomy places the organism in Eukaryota, Metazoa, Chordata, Actinopteri, Perciformes, Eleginopidae. The record is from RefSeq and is a predicted model, not a curated record. Gene Ontology annotation, biological process: calcium-mediated signaling. Gene Ontology annotation, molecular function: calcium ion binding; actin binding; tubulin binding. Bases 468 to 1049 code for a protein of 193 amino acids. The transcript has 6 exons.
GCUUUCAGCAAACCUCCUGGUCAGACUCGGAGUCUCUGCUAGCCUGUCAGUCACCGUUAGCUCUGUCUCAGUCGCUCGGCCCUUCUUCUCCUCCCCCUCUGCUGUUCUUCCCCCCCCCCCUCUCUUUCUCUCUCUGUCUCUCUCUCUCUCGCUCUUGUUCUCAUCUUCUGUUUCUCUGUGGUGAUCUCCUUUCUUCGUGCCUGUUGCUCCUUCUUCUGCUGCUACAGCUGCUCCCACCAACUCAGUCUUGAGGGAAAGUGCUGGGUGAUGGACUGCUGAACGGCUUGUACAUUGCUGUAAAGUGAGCCUCAGCAGUGCCUCCCUCCUCUGCUUAAUGAAGUGGAGACCAGCCAAGAGCAUGUAACAGGUCUUUGUCACUGCCUGAACUAUCCUAGUCCCGGAUAUCUCCUGACUCCAUUCACUUAAAUGCUUAGCUGUGAGCCGGUUGAGUGACAGGACCCACAGACAUGGGGAAGCAGAACAGCAAGCUCCGCCCUGAGGUGAUGCAGGACCUCCUGGAGAGCACCGACUUCACCGAGCAUGAGAUCCAGGAGUGGUACAAGGGCUUCCUGAGGGACUGCCCCAGUGGCAACCUCUCUAUGGAGGAGUUCAAGAAGAUCUACGGUAACUUCUUCCCCUACGGAGACGCUUCAAAGUUCGCCGAGCAUGUCUUCCGCACAUUCGAUGCCAAUGGCGAUGGGACAAUAGACUUUCGGGAGUUCAUCAUUGCAUUGAGUGUGACGUCACGUGGAAAGCUGGAGCAGAAGUUGAAAUGGGCGUUCAGUAUGUACGACCUGGACGGAAACGGGUACAUCAGCAAAUCUGAGAUGCUGGAGAUUGUUCAGGCAAUCUACAAGAUGGUGUCCUCUGUGAUGAAGAUGCCUGAGGACGAGUCGACACCUGAGAAGAGGACGGAGAAGAUCUUCAGGCAGAUGGACACCAACAGAGAUGGUAAGCUGUCUCUGGAGGAGUUUAUCAAAGGAGCGAAGAGCGACCCCUCCAUCGUGCGCCUGCUGCAGUGUGACCCCAGCAGCGCCGGACAGUUUUAACGCUGAGGCAUCCACACGACCUUGCUUCUUUUGGUGAAUCCAAAUGCCCUUAACUCUCCACUCCGGAGCAGACUGAUGAUGAAGAAUGACAAGCGGAUGACGAUGAAGAAGACAAGCCUUCAACAUGCACUGAGGACAUCAAAGACGGGCACAGGAGCCCAAUUCUCCAGCUGACCCCUGAGCUGUUUAUCCAAACCCUCCAGACCCCCACACCGACUAAACCUGAUGACCCCCCUCCACCCCAUCAGGUUACCACACCCCACUGAUUGUAGUUCCCUCGGUCCUUCUAUAGGCGCGUCCGAGUUUAAAGCAGGUCUACAGUAGGUUGUACAUAUACAGUAUAAACUGGAGUGUCUGUAUCAGUGUCUUUACUCUCUGUGCCCCACAAAGCCCACACACAGCCUCUGUCACUCUGUGUGUGUCAUAGAGUGUGUGUGCAUGAGACGAGAGAGGGAGAGAUAUAACGGUGUUGAACAGCAGGACAUACUGUAGGUGAGAUUAUUGAAUCUGCAGAGGACUUGUGAAGUUUGUCCUUCACUCAGAACGAGUACCGCUUUUAGUUUCCUCUUUUCUACUGUGAGAAUGUGUACAUGUGUUUGUGUAUUUUGCAAACUUGAUAGACUUUGUUUGAUAUUUUUGCGCUGGGACAGAUUAACAUGAACAUGUAAUAUUAUACUACUAUGCAUGUGUGCGCCUAAUCAGUAGUUUGAUUCUGCAAAGUCUCACUGAGGUGAUGAAACACAUCUCUUUAUCCAACAUCUGUUCCAGGUUUUCAUAUCAGCAAGAAUCUGACUCCAGCCUAAGGAAAAAAGAAAACUAGUCUUUUAAAGUAUUUGGAUACAGUGUAGAUAUAUUAAAGUGCACCUACAUUUGAAAGAAAUGUUGUGAAAUAAUACAAAAAGGUUAUUUUAUGAAGCUUUGCAGGAUGUUGAGCAUGCAUACCAGUUUCUUUCUUUCUGCGACAUGUGAAGAACUGAAACCCCUUCCUUGCGUUCACUUUUCGAUGUUUUUAAUGCUGCAUGUUUAACAGUUGGCUGCAGGGAUGCAUAGACCCAACACCAAGUAUGCAUGUGACUUAUGCGCAUGUGUGUUUGACAUAUGUUUACGGAUAUCAGUGGCUAAAGGGCCAGCUGUGAGCUCGCUUCUGUAUGUUAGUAUCGUCACAGUGAUGCCAGCAGCCAGUGUUAUUGACAGCAUACGGACCGCCACAGCUGACACGUGUCAGGGAUCUCAUGAAUACCUUCAUGGAGGGAACAUAAAGAUGCACUGCUAGAUGGGGAUGCUGGGAAAUCUGAGCCUUUUUUCUUUUUAAUUUGAGCUCAAAAAUGAAAUCAUCACUCAUACACACAGAUGACCACGCAUGGUCAAGCAUAAAUAAAAAUGAAUAAUAAGUAUAAUAUAGUCAGCCUUCCAAAUAAAGAGAAAAAAUCUCCUUGAUGUUUGUAAGAAAGUUGAACUGGCAUCAGUGUAACCCUGCCCUGAAUGUACACCCCCCCCCACACACACACACACACACAGCCAAGCCGUUUCAGUUAUUGCAUUAUUUUCCAAUUAGAAAAGCUUUGAAUGUUUUAAUAACUGCUGGGGUUUUUUGUGAAGAAAAAAGAUGUAGACAAACAAACCGAAAAUCACAACUACUGCGAUGACACUGUCUCUGUUGCUUUUAUUGUAUUUCUAUGAUUUUAUGAUGUGUUUUUUUUUUGUUUUUUUUGUUUUUUACAGCCAAGUCGGGUGUAACAUUUCUGUAAAAACAAAAUAGGAUCUUGUGGUCAAGUGCCAAUUAAAAACAAAACAGUAUUGUAUACAUUUAUACUGUACAAAUGUUAUCUGUUGAACAAAUUGUUUGUAAUUGUUGCAUUUUGUAGGUUUUGUAUGGUAUCCUGUAUUUAGUGACUGCAGUUUUGGAACACAGGAUUGUUUUUGGUCAACUUUAAAAAGCAAGAAUUAAAUUUACAUUUUAUUGUGUGCAAGCAGUAAUGUGGUGUGUGCUUAUUUGCAAUACAGCGGUUUCCGCGGCAACAUGGAUAUAGUUCACGCUAUAGAAGACAUACUGUGGUAUUAUAGCUCAUCUAGAAUUUUUAUAUUUUGCUACGGUUCAUGUUUUAGUUGUUCCAAAACAUGCUACCAGGUCACUGCAUUUUUUAUUUGGAUUAUUAUCACGGAAACCCAAAGAACGGCUGAGCUGACGGAGUAUCAGAACUUUUCAGGAGUUCGGCCGUGAUCUAAAGUAAUGCAGUACAUCAGUGUUCAGUGAAGCGUAAUGAGGGAGAUGACUGUGAGCCGCCACACCGAUCCUGCUCUGAGAGGAACACUGUGUGAUGACUCCUGCAGCAGGACAUUGAAUGUUUCGUUAAUCUCUCUUUCUUCUGGAAGAGAAACUGAGAGCUUUACCCUGACCCUCUGACUCAGUACAAUGUCACCACUCCUUGGCCUCGUAUUAAAGUGUAACUAACGUUU